Molecule: messenger RNA, 7299 nt
Organism: Blumeria graminis f. sp. triticale
Lineage: Eukaryota; Fungi; Ascomycota; Leotiomycetes; Helotiales; Erysiphaceae
Source: the annotation of a GenBank genome assembly
AUGUCAUCGCAACCGGCUCAAGAAGCUUUAGGCCGUAUUGUGCUAGAGUUGCGUUCACGAGGGAGCGAAGACUUGAGGAGACGAGCGGCUUUGGAACUGAGGGAAUUAGUAAUUGUCACAGCAAGAGAUUUACCACCUGAACGUUUUCUUGAAUUUUAUAGUGUUGUAAAUACUCGGAUUAGUCAAUUGAUUACCCAUGGAACAGACCCGGCCGACCGUCUUGGAGGCAUACAUGCUUUAGAUGCUUUAAUUGAUUUUGAUGGAGUUGAUUUAGGACAAAAAGUCACCCGAUUUACACAAUGUCUACGGACAGUAUUGAAAAGCAAGGAUCUAUUGCCUAUGCAGCCUGCUGCUGUAGCGUUGGGAAAGCUAUGUCGACCCGGUGGCUCGCUGAUAUCUGAAUUGGUUGAGAGUGAGGUCAAGACUGCCCUAGAGUGGCUUCAGUCUGAUCGGGUCGAAGAGCGACGAUACAGUGCAGUCUUAGUGCUCCGAGAGCUCGCCAGAAAUGCGCCAACUCUGAUGUACGCCUUUGUUGGUCUAGUUUUUGAUCAGAUUUGGGUAGGACUACGUGAUCAACGACUUCUUAUACGACAAACAGCUGCCGAGGCUAUCAGUGCAAGUUUUCAGAUCAUAAGAGAGAGAGAUCAAUCUAUGCGUCAGACAUGGCAACUCAAAAUUUACGAUGGAGCCGUAACUGGAAUCCGGCAAGGUACAGUAGAAAAUAUUCACGGCUCACUGCUCGUCAUCAAAGAACUUCUACAGCAAGGCGGCAUGUUCAUGCAUGAACACUACCAAGAAGUCUGCGAGAUUGUUUUUCGACACAAAGAUCACCGAGAUGUACAUAUUCGUCGCACAGUUGUCAUGCUAAUUCCCGAACUAGCUAACUACUCACCGUCGGAGUUUGUUCAAGGCUAUCUGCACAAGUUUAUGGUAUUUUUAUCGGGCAUGCUUAAGAAAGACAAGGAUCGUAACGACUCGUUCCUAGCAAUCGGAAAUAUUGCCAAUGCUGUUAAAAGUGACAUAGCACCGUAUUUGGAUGGCGUAUUAAUUUAUGUACGUGAAGGACUCAGCGUCAGAUCUAGGCGUAGUGGAACAGUAGAUCCAGUGUUCGAUUGUAUUAGUCGACUAGCCGUUGCAGUUGGCCAGACUUUAAGCAAGUAUAUGGAAGCCUUGCUGGAUCCUAUUUUUGCUUGCGAACUAACACCUAAACUUACACAAGCACUGGUUGAUAUGGCUUUUUAUAUACCCCCAGUGAAGCAAACAAUUCAAGAAAGACUGUUGGACAUGCUCAGUAAAGUUCUAUGUGGCGAGCAUUUUAAGCCACUCGGAGCCCCUACGCCGAAUAAUAUCAGCUCUGCGCUGAUUGUCCCCAAAGAUUCAAAAGAUCCUCUUGCGUACGAGCAUCGGCAAGCUGAGAUAAAACUCGCUCUGAACACUCUCGGUAGCUUUGACUUCUCAGGUCAUGUGCUUAAUGAAUUUGUUCGUGAUGUGGCCAUCAAAUACGUCGAAGACGAAAAUCUAGACAUUAGAGAAGCUGCUGCCUUAACUUGCUGUCAACUCUAUGUCAGAGAUCCAGUUGUUAAUCAAACUAGCUAUCACGCAAUCCAAGUUGUCAGCGAUGUUAUUGAAAAACUUUUGACUGUCGGCGUAGCUGACCCUGAUCCUUCUAUCAGAAGAACCGUACUAGCAGCUUUAGACGAGCGUUUUGACCGACAUCUGGCUAAGGCUGAAAAUAUACGGACACUCUUCUUUGCUCUAAAUGAUGAAGUUUUUGCUGUCAGGGAGGUUGCUAUCGUCAUAAUCGGUCGCCUAACUCAUGUCAAUCCUGCCUAUGUUAUUCCUUCUCUGAGAAAAGUUCUUAUUCAAAUGCUCACGGAGCUUGAGUUCUCUGAUGUUGCAAGAAAUAAGGAAGAAAGCGCAAAACUCUUGAGCUUGCUUGUCCAAAAUUCUCAGCGCCUCAUAAAAUCAUACGUUAACCCGAUGGUUGCAGUCUUACUUCCAAAGGCGCGUGACUCUAACCCUAGCGUAUCUUCAACCAUUCUGAAAGCAAUUGGAGACCUCGCAACUGUUGGUUGUGAAGAUAUGAAGCCAUAUAUUGAUCAAUUAAUGCCUAUAAUCAUUGAUGCACUUCAAGACCAAAGUUCUAUUAUCAAGCGUGAAGCGGCCCUCAAGACUCUUGGACAGCUAGCCAGCAAUGCAGGAUAUGUUAUUAAGCCUUAUUUGGAUUAUCCAAGCCUUCUAGAAAUUCUCCAAACGAUUGUAAGGACUGAACCUCAUCGCGGUCCAUUACGACAAGAAACAAUAAAGUUAUUGGGCAUUCUUGGUGCUCUAGACCCAUAUAAACAUCAACAGGUCGAAGAAAGAUCACCAGAAUCUCAACUACGUUUUGAAUCAACUCAGCUAACUGACAUAUCACUAAUGAUGACGGGACUAACCCCGUCAAACAAAGAAUACUUUCCUACAGUUGUAAUAAAUGCCCUUCUACAAAUAAUCAAGGAUCAAUCUCUAGUUCAACAUCACGCUGUUGUCGUAGAAGCUAUUAUGAACAUUUUUCGAACACUUCAACUUGAGUGUAUCCCCUUUCUCGACAGGGUAGUACCGGCAUUUAUAGCAGUUAUCAGAGGUGCUCCUGCUACCAAACUUGAUUCUUACUUUAGUCAGCUUAGUAGUUUAGUCGGUAUUGUACGCCAACAUAUUAGAAGCUUUCUACCUGACAUCGUGACCGUACUUCAGGAAUUUUGGAAUCAUCCUCACGGCCUAAAAGCAAAUAUACUUCAAUUAAUAGAAGCUAUCUCACGAUCCCUGGAAGGUGAGUUUAAGGUUUAUCUUGCUAAUAUUUUACCACUUAUGCUUGGAGCCUUGGAAAAAGACAAUACAACUAGGCGGAUUACUUCCGAAAGAGUUAUGCACGCCUUUCUCACGUUUGGCCAGAGCGCUGAAGAGUAUAUGCAUUUAAUUAUUCCGGUGAUCGUUGGUGUUUUUGAAAAGCCGCAACAGCCAUCCUUUAUUCGAAAGCUCGCUAUUGAAACUGUUGGGAAAAUAUCUCGACAAGUUAACCUCAACGAUUUUGCCUCAAAGAUUAUUCACCCCCUAUCGAGAGUACUGGGUGGAACUGAUAUUACUUUGAGGCUUGCAGCUCUUGAUGCACUAUGUCUUUUAAUAUUUCAAUUAGGAAAAGAUUAUCUACACUUUGUAAGCACUAUAAACAAAGUUCUUGCUGCACAGCAAAUUACACACCAAAACUACGAACUCUUAGUUAGCAAACUUAAAAAAGGAGAGGUAUUACCCCAAGAUCUUAAUGCUGAUGAGCGAUUCCGUAAUUCAAUCGACGAUGGUUCCGCAACAGAAGUUCAGAACAAAAAGCUUGACUCAAAUCCAGUACAUUUGAAAGCUGCCUGGGAUGCGACAGGGAAAUCUACGAAAGAAGAUUGGGCUGAAUGGAUGCGUAGACUUAGCGUUACUGUCUUGACCGAAUCUCCUAAUCAGGCUCUUCGCGCAUGCGCCUCUCUAGCAGCGAAUCAUCCACCACUUGCACGCGAGUUAUUUAACUCUGCAUUUGUAUCAUGCUGGGGUGAUUUAUUUGAACCGUACCAAGAUGACCUUAUCCAAAACAUUGAGCUUGCAAUCCGCUCUCCACACGUCACCCCAGAUCUCCUUGGAAUUCUGUUAAACCUUGCUGAGUUUAUGGAGCAUGAUGAUAAGGCUCUUCCAAUUGACAUUAGAGUACUCGGCCGGGAGGCAGGGCGAUGUCACGCCUGGGCUAAGGCUUUGCAUUAUAAAGAAUUAGAAUUUCUCCAGGAUCAGUCCGGAAUUGCAGUUGAAGCACUCAUUCAGAUAAAUAAUCAAUUACAACAAUACGAUGCUGCUAUCGGCAUUCUUCGACGAGCUCAACUUUACAAAGAUGGCAUAACGCUACGUGAAACGUGGUUCGAAAAGCUUGAAAGAUGGGAGGAAGCAUUGGAAUUCUAUCACAAGCGAGAAGAAAAAUUUCCGGAUCAAGCUCAAACAUUUGAUGUCAUCAUGGGUAAGAUGAGAUGUCUACAUGCACUAGGAGAGUGGGAAACUCUGUCGGCUCUAGCCCAAGACAAAUGGCAUACUUCAUCUCUCGAUAUAAAGCGUGCAGUUGCUCCUUUGGCAACGGCAGCAGCAUGGGGUCUUGGUCAAUGGGACUUGAUGGAUGACUACCUCAGCGUUAUGAAAGCAAAUACUCCAGAUCGAUCAUUCUUCGGUGCAAUCCUUGCUUUGCAUCGCAAUCAGUAUCGAGAAGCAGCUAUGUUCGUGCAGAAGGCAAGAGAAGGUCUUGACACUGAGCUUAGUGCACUAGUCAGUGAAUCGUAUAACCGAGCUUAUACGGUUGUUGUGCGGGUGCAGAUGCUCGCAGAACUAGAAGAAAUAAUAGUUUACAAACAGAGUAAUAAUAAUCCUGCCAAGCAAGAAGCUAUGCGACAGACCUGGGAAAAGCGCCUUCUUGGGUGCCAGAGAAACGUUGAAGUCUGGCAAAGAAUGUUGAAGGUCCGUGCACUAGUGAUUUCACCCAAAGAAAAUAUGCAAAUGAUGAUUAAAUUUGCAAAUCUAUGUCGAAAAUCAGGUAGAAUUGGCUUAGCAGAAAAACAUUUAAAGAUGCUUAUUGGAACCGAUAUAUCCUUAGAUUAUGUACUACCAUUCCAAGACGCCAACUCUACCCAAGCAAUAAACCCUGGCCCACGUGUCGAUCGCCAGAAGCUUCUUAUAGAGAUGGGAAUUCCACCGCCAGUUCAAUACGCAGUUCUCAAAUUUCACUGGGCCAAUGGUAAACAUGAGGCUGCCCUAGCUGCUCUCCAAGACUUUACAAAAGAUCUUGCCGAUCACAUCAGAACACUUCAGUUACAGGUGCACAACAUGAAUAGUGUUGAUGGACACAAUACACUAAAUAUCAACAGUAAUGGAUUUGCACUUGAUAGUAACUCGUCUACUGGAAUGGCACAUAAUGUUAGCAUUAAACAAUUUUCUGAACACUACGUACUUUUGGCUCGAUGUUACCUGAAGCAGGGAGAGUGGCAAGUUUCCCGAAGGAAAGGCGACUGGAAUCAUGAAGUUGUUAGCGAAAUUCUCGAUUCAUACCGAGCCGCUGCAAAUUUUAACCCUAACUGGUACAAAGCCUGGCACUCUUGGGCACUGGCAAAUUUUGAAAUUGUCCAAGCUCUUGGCGAAAAAAGUGAAAGAGAUCGUGACUUUGCCUUACCCCAGAGUAUAAUUAUUGAUUAUGUUGUACCAGCUAUCCAUGGAUUUUUUAGAUCAAUCGCAUUAUCUCAGGGUAGUUCAUUACAAGAUACUCUAAGACUUCUCACUUUAUGGUUUGCUCAUGGUGGGAGCUCCGAGGUAAAUCUUGCAGUUACGGAGGGAUUUGGUUCAGUGAGCGUUGAUACUUGGCUGGAAGUAAUUCCUCAAUUGAUUGCCAGAAUUAACCAGCCGAAUGCAAGAGUCCGGCAAUCAAUCCACAAUCUACUUGCUGAUGUCGGGAGAGCACACCCCCAAGCUCUCGUUUAUCCAUUAACGGUAGCAAUGAAAUCUGCACCCAACACAAGGAGAUCUAGAUCUGCAAUGCAAAUCAUGGAAAGCAUGCGACAACAUAGUUCUAGGCUUGUCGAGCAGGCUGAUAUAGUUAGCCAUGAACUUAUUCGUGUCGCUGUUUUAUGGCACGAACUUUGGCAUGAGGGCCUCGAGGAAGCUUCACGCCUUUAUUUUGGUGAUAGAAAUAUCGAAGGUAUGUUUGCGACACUAGCACCGCUGCACGACAUGCUUGAUAAAGGUCCAGAGACCUUGAGGGAAAUUUCAUUCGCCCAGACCUUUGGUCGGGAUCUCCAGGAAGCUCGAGAAUGGUGCAACACAUAUCGUACAACCGGUGAUGUCUCCGAUAUUAAUCAAGCAUGGGAUCUCUACUACCAAGUCUUUCGGAGGAUUGCGCGUCAAUUACCUCAACUUAACAACCUUGAACUAGCAUAUGUAUCACCAAAACUCCUACACGCUCGUAAUUUAGAUCUUGCUGUACCAGGUACUUACGUUAGCGGCAAGCCUAUCAUCCGAAUCGUUAACUUUGAUACAACCUUUAUCGUCAUUUCAUCUAAGCAGCGGCCAAGGAAACUUAGCUUACAGGGAAGUGAUGGAAAUACAUACACUUUUGUUCUUAAAGGUCAUGAAGACAUUCGCCAAGACGAGCGGGUGAUGCAACUAUUCGGUCUUUGUAAUACGCUCAUGAUAAAUGACUCUGAGUCAUACAAGCGACAUUUAAAUAUACAGCGAUAUCCUGCGAUACCACUUUCACAAAAUUCAGGCCUUCUAGGCUGGGUUCCUAAUAGUGACACUCUUCAUGUGUUAAUACGAGAAUACAGAGAAAGCCGAAAGAUUCUUCUAAAUAUUGAGCAUCGCAUCAUGCUACAAAUGGCGCCUGACUAUGAUAAUCUUACAUUGAUGCAGAAAGUCGAAGUUUUUGGCUAUGCACUUGACAAUACAACUGGUCAAGAUCUCUACAGAGUCUUGUGGCUUAAGAGUAAAAGUUCUGAAUCUUGGCUUGAAAGACGCACUAAUUAUACACGAUCUUUGGGUGUGAUGUCGAUGGUUGGGUACAUCCUUGGUCUAGGAGAUAGACAUCCUUCUAAUCUAAUGCUCGACAAGGUCACAGGAAAAAUUAUCCACAUUGAUUUUGGUGAUUGUUUCGAGAUUGCCAUGCAUCGAGAAAAGUAUCCUGAACGUGUUCCUUUUCGGCUAACCAGAAUGUUAACUUACGCUAUGGAAGUCAGCAACAUUGAGGGCAGCUUUCGGAUCACGUGUGAAAAUGUCAUGCGAGUUCUCCGUGACAACAAGGAGUCCCUUAUGGCUGUGCUCGAAGCAUUUAUCCACGAUCCUCUACUCAACUGGAGACUUACUGGCGGGGAUGUCUCUCCUACAGGACCCAAUUUUCGAUCUGACAGCCGUGAGUCCCUUAUUGUAGAUCAAGUACGACGUGCAUCGCUUCUUGCUACCGAGUUACCACCAAAUAUUGCAGAUCACGUUACACAACCUAGUGGCCCACCAUCAUCUCGUGUAAGAGCGCGGACUAAUUCAUCUGCGCAAGGAAACGGAUUGGCAGAUACUGAUGUCCAAGAGACCCAAAAUGCGCGUGCGAUGCAGGUGUUGCAUCGUGUGAAAGAAAAACUCUCCGGAACUGAUUUCAAGGCAGAGGAAGAAUUAAAUUACAUAAAUCAAGUUGAUAAGCUCUUGAACGAAGCAACAAAGCUGGAGAAUCUUUGCCAGCACUACAUAGGAUGGUGUAGUUUCUGGUAG